Messenger RNA from Capsella rubella, 739 nucleotides. RefSeq names its product E3 ubiquitin-protein ligase RNF165. Gene Ontology annotation, biological process: protein ubiquitination. The record is from RefSeq and is a predicted model, not a curated record. Bases 59 to 322 code for a protein of 87 amino acids. The transcript has a single exon. NCBI's taxonomy places the organism in Eukaryota, Viridiplantae, Streptophyta, Magnoliopsida, Brassicales, Brassicaceae.
UCUUCACUCUGUUAAAUUGAUAGCACCAGACCAAAUUGCAGAGGAACAAUAGAAGAAGAUGAAGGUUCUAGAAAAGUGGUUGGCCUUGCUGUACCCAAGAGUGCAGGGAGGAGGAGAGGAAGAAUGCUGCAGUGUGUGUCUGAUGAGAAUGGAGGAAAAAGAUGUCAAGUCUCUACCUUGUUCCCAUGAGUUCCAUAGCCUCUGCGUUGAUACAUGGUUCAGUGUCAGCCGCAAGAUUUGCUGUCCUCUUUGCCGCUUUUCACCCGCUACCAUCCUCCUCACCGAUGAACUUCUCCUCUGGUUUUCUUCUUUCCAUUUCUGAUUUCUUCAUGUUUAUCUCUUCUUGGGAUCAAACACCUUUCUCCUUGUAAUUCUACAAACUCUCUUGUAGUACUAGUUUUUUCUUUCAAGGGUGAACCGUCUAAGAUGUUUGAUUCUCAGAACAAAAAUGGGAAAGACUUGUAAAUAAAUUGUUGAUGCCAAUUACCUCUUCUUAAUUACAACCGCCACACAAAAUAAAAAGCAAUGUGAAACACAUCACAUUUUAGUAAGGGAAGCUGAUAGCCUCAUUGCCGCUCUCUAUAUUCCAGAUUUCUACUCUCUCUUGUUCUGGAGAUCCUCUGGUUAUCCCCUGCUCCAACAGGACAAGUGCUGGAAAUGCUUUGUAUCUAUGUGAUCAUGUUAUGACACCAUGUAUACAUUAGCUUGUAUACCUUAUAAAUUCAUCCUGCAACACAUA